Molecule: messenger RNA, 2548 nt
Organism: Pygoscelis adeliae (Adelie penguin)
Lineage: Eukaryota; Metazoa; Chordata; Aves; Sphenisciformes; Spheniscidae
Gene: ARL5A
Product: ADP-ribosylation factor-like 5A
Exons: 5
Coding region: 61-489 (142 amino acids)
Biological process (GO): intracellular protein transport; vesicle-mediated transport; protein localization to Golgi membrane
Cellular component (GO): cytoplasm; trans-Golgi network
Molecular function (GO): GTP binding; GTPase activity
Source: RefSeq, a predicted model, not a curated record
AAAGUAAUCAUUGUUGGUCUGGAUAAUGCAGGAAAAACGACCAUUCUUUAUCAAUUCUCCAUGAAUGAAGUGGUGCACACCUCACCCACCAUAGGGAGUAACGUGGAAGAGAUCGUGGUUAACAACACACGCUUUCUGAUGUGGGAUAUCGGAGGGCAGGAGUCGCUUCGGUCUUCGUGGAACACCUACUAUACAAACACUGAGUUUGUGAUAGUUGUUGUGGACAGCACAGACAGAGAGAGAAUUUCUGUGACUAAAGAAGAACUGUAUAAAAUGUUAGCACAUGAGGACUUAAAAAAAGCAGGUUUGCUGAUCUUUGCUAAUAAGCAAGAUGUUAAAGAGUGUAUGACAGUAGCUGAAAUAUCUCAGUUUCUGAAACUGACUUCAAUUAAGGAUCACCAAUGGCACAUUCAGGCGUGCUGUGCUCUAACUGGAGAGGGACUGUGCCAAGGACUCGAAUGGAUGAUGUCAAGACUUAAGAUCAGAUGAUUUUUAAUGACCUCUUUGCACAGACAUUGCUUGAAAAGAGCUGUACCCAUGAUUACCUUCACAGUGGCAGAAUUAAUGGGUUAGACGUAUUUAUACUGAACUGAUUUCAACUUCAUUUUCUACAUAGAUGCACACACACGUUCGUGUAUAUAAAUUAAGACCAUUCAGCAAAAAGAAAGAUGCAGUUGAUGGCUCCACUUUGGUUUCCUGUUUGUUUUCCUCUGAGGAUGUGUUUAAAAGCUGUGAUCAACCUUCUUUUCAAGAUACAGCCACUCAGAACAGUCCAAUGUUGAGCGUGGUGAAGACGAAGUGAGAGGAAGGAGCCUUUAAUUUUGAGUUUUAUUAUUCCAUUGUAGUCCUCUCUAGCUGAAGAUGUUGGCUUCAUUGUUCCAGUAAACAAAUCAAUGGCAUAGAUAUCAACUUUCCAGUAUUUUUAAGGUUACCAAUGUUACAAAUGCAAAAAUAUUUUCCUGUAUGUGUACUGUACAUAUUUGUGCAUAUUUAUACCUCAAUUUUAGGUUAAUUGCAAUCUGUUCAGACCAGUGUGUAAAGCGGAAUCAGGAUGUUGACAGUAGUACUAAUAUUUGACACCGCCAACAUGUCACAACUUCUUUUCCUUUGUUAUCUGUAUGGCUGUAACGUCCAUCAGACAGUUGGCUCACCACAACUUCAUAAAGCAAACUCUCUCGUAAGACCAUUGCUCGUUUCCCACAUGAUUUUUCAGUUAGGGAGGAUGCCAUAAUGGAUGGGGGCGUAUGGGUUGAGCUUCAAAUUACAGUGUCGGCAAACAGUAAAAAUUUGCCAAAGAGCUUAAAAUGAAAUGGAUUUUCUUUCUUUAUUGUAGUCAUCGUUGGAUUAGGUGAUUCCAGAAGUGCAUGUCAUGCUGUCCUAUGGUACUGCUUUUCUUUUUUCGCAGUACUGUUCAUUUAUGAUUCAAGUCUAGUAGAAGUACCUUUAGCUGCCAUAAAGGGAAAAAUGUCACCUUUUUUUUUUUUUCUUAACCAAAGAAGAGGCACAAAAGUAUGUUUAAAAGUCCCACUGGAAUCUUACAAAACAAGUCAUACUCUGUAUUAAGUGUUUUUCAGAGGAAGGCACACUUCUCUUUGAUAGCGUAAAAUGUAUAUAUGUAUCUAUAUGCAGUGGAUGGAACUGGGAUGGGGAAGGGGAACAAACCAGAUUACACUACUUGAAAAGCUGUAAGUGACCCCUUGAUCAUCUUCCCACAGAAGUUCCAGGGCAGCAGUACUUGAAAAUAUAACUCCCUUGCAUGGUCCCCAGGUGAGUUAUAAAGAAGCAUCAGAACACUAUGUGAUUAUCUUUUCUCACUAUAGUACCUAACGGGACGGAUGUCCCAUACGGCAGUUGUUCAGUUGUUCCCUUUCAAAGGACACAGGCUUUUCGGUGGGAUGACAGCUGGAUGGCUUGAAAUGUUGUCAGUAUUGUGAAAGCGUACGUAGCCUUCAUCGUAGGCUUUUAUGUUGGAGACGUAUGUUUGGGGAGUAUAGCAAAAUGAAAUAAAACUUUGUUUAAAAUGUCCUUCCCUUUCUCAGCUCAUACCUCUGAUAAGGAUGGAAAAGGCAUUUUAAAGAAAAAGCUUAGUUUGAUCUUUUUAAGGUGCUUAUCUUUGGUAUGGCAUAAUCCAGUCAGCGCACCUGCCUUCCCAUUUGCCUGCUUCUCUGGGGAUCAUGUUGUGAAUUUGUGGGGAAAAGAAGGGAGGCAAUUUCAAAAGUCUGUAUUUAACAAAGGCAGGUAAAGAAUUUAACUUUUUAAUAUAUUUUUGGUAUCUCUUUAUGAUGCUCACCGGCUAAGGAAUCUGCUGUCUUUGUUAAACAUUUUAAUGUGUACAUGCAUAUAUUUAUAGUGCAUGCACAUAGAUAUUGGUAUUUAACUGGUGUAUUGCAAAAUGUAUAAAUGUUUGGAGAAAUAACAAUUUAAUGCAAAGACUUUCUCAGUUUAUCUGAUAGCAUCUUCAAGAAACGAGCUCUGUGCACACUUGCAUAUGAAAUGGAAUUGUACGUUUUCUAGUCUUAAAAAAGAAAAAGCAGACUUGCUUAUAAAC